UGUGACAAACUCUGACAGCAAUGAAAGUACAUCAGUGAUGUAACUGUGUCUUGUUCUCAAAUCCUGUUCUCCAAACUCUCUCCGCUGCAUGUUCAGUUCUUUCCACGACCACAAGGAUGACCUCCGAAAGCGCCUGUCGUACACCACCCACAAACUAGAGAUGGUGGAGACGGAGUUCGAUUCCACUCGGCAGUACCUCGAGACAGAGCUGCGCCGGGCCCAGGAGGAACUGGAGAAAUUUACAGAGAAACUACGCAGGAUCCAGAGUAGCUAUGCAGCUCUUCAGAGGAUCAACCAGGAUUUGGAGGACAAGAUGCACAGGACGUCCCACCACCAUGAAGAGGAAAAGAGAGCCCUCAGUCGAGAAAUCAUUGUCCUCAACAACCACCUCAUGGAAGCGAAAAUCACCAUCAAUAAACUCAGAGAGGACAACGACCUGUACAGGAAAGACUGCAACCUGGCAGCUCAGCUGCUGCAGUGCUCCAAGUCUCCCUACAGAGCACACAAGAUGUCUGAGCUGCCGCUGGAUUUCCAGGAACGUAUCAGUUCCCACAUGGAGAAACAUAAUCGGGGUAGCGGAGCCACCAUGGCAAUGUGCCACUCCAAUUACUCCGACGCCGUGCCCACAGCCAUAAUUGGCAAGGUCCUGGAAAAGCCAGAACCAGGAAACAGUUGCCCUGUAACACGCUCCCCCAGUCCCCAGCCACAGGAUGUAGACUUUCUUACAGGAACAGGAAGCACUGAUCACCUGAACCGCCGCAUUGCGUAUAAGACCUCCGACCUGUACUGCAGCGAUACGGCCCUCUAUUGCCCUGAACGAUGGCAAGAUACAGAGCGCAGGCAGAGCGUCGACCUCCACGGCACCAGCCUGCUCCAGCUUCAUGCCCAGAACUCCACUGACAGCAACCCCGAUGAAGAUGCCUACCACUCUGCAAGUUUCUCCCAUCAUGAGCCUCCAUCCUCCUUCCACCACCACGAUGAGUUUGGCGCCGGUAGCCUCCCUGCCUCCAGUUCCUACUCUAGCUUCAGCCUUGCAUCGGACGAGAAGGGAGGAGUUAGUGGUAGUUGUGCGCGCACUGCCAGCAGCACCCUAUCCUCUUCCCACCAGGGUCUCUAUAUGGACUGGCGAGAUAGUGGCAGUGGGGACUAUGGGCGCAAAAGCAUGUCGUCUUAUGAAAAAGACAGCCCAAGCUUCCCCAAGUCCCUCAGCAUCCAGCAUAUGGUGGCCCCCAGGAGCCCUCAAAAGGGCACCUCACCAGCAUACACAAGGACGGCUUCGUGCUUUAGUGAACCAUACCAUUCCAGCACCCCCCGUCUAGCCUCCUCUCACAGCAUGGGGUCCACAACUGGACUGGGCCAGGCUCGUGGGGGAGCUCAGGACAGCCGAGGUGACAUCCAGAUCCCGGAUGAUGACCUAAGCAGCCGCUGGAGACAGCUCAGCGUGGAAGAUAUCAACACGUUCUCAUCUUCCUACCAGAACAUCACAGGACGGGUCUCUCCGUACAGUUUCUCUGAGCGCCACUUUGCCAUGGGCCCCUCCAGUAAGGUCAAGGGGUCUCUCUACAGCAGCUUCCAAGAAGGAGAUGACGUCUUCCACAGCCGCGUGCUGGACCAGUGUUUUGCAGCGGGUCCUCCUUCACCCAGCCGCAGUUCGAAACCUAUGGAGCAUCGUAAGCAGGAGAAAACGCCUGUGCUGUAUAGAGCCAAGGAUGACAGUCAGGACUCCGAGUGCAGUCUGUUCCUCUCAGGGAGCUCGAAAGAGAAAGAGAGCGGUGGGGGAGCAACGGCAGCAAGCAGUGCCAAGAAAGACUACGCAAAUCUGAGUGCAGACAGCUCGGGCGAGUCCUUACACCAAAGCUCCCUCGAAGCCUCAAGUCUUCAACACUACCCCAGCCCCCGACGCGUCCGGCCUCGCCCAAGCUCCAGUUCCGCUGUCAGUGUCGGCCCCGCACUCCCAAAGAAGACCUCUCCAAGAUACCAAAAAUUUGGCAGUACGGGACUGACGAGGAAGGACAGUUUGACCAAAGCACAGCUCUACGGUACCCUGCUGAAUUGAGCGGAGAAAUUCAUUUUAUGCAUGAUGAUGAUGAUAAUGAUGAUUCCUAACUUACGGUACUGUAUGUCUCAAAAACUCCCUGCAACACAUACUCGGUUUGAUGGGGUAUUAAGAUGUUGUUGUUUUAUGUAUCUCUUAGCCAAGGCACGUUUCAUGCAGUCUGCAACACUUUUUUAUAUUGUAUGUCAUGCAAUGGUGUAGCUACCUGAGACCAGCUAUUCAGUAUGUUUUCGUUUCAGUGAUGAUAAUUAGAGCCACCGGGAUAAAACCACGUUUGUCUAAGAAAUACAAACAUAGACCCGGUUCCAUGAACGUACUGUGCUAUUUGCUCCUUUUUUUGGUGUUAAGUACUGUUAGUAAAACCAGCAAAAGACCAUUGAUUUCUGCUCUAAUAUAUACAGUAAGGAUAAUGGACUAAAGCGUGUUUAAUGGGGUGACUUAAUUACCAAUGUUUGAGAGGGGGAAGUUUAUCCAUUAUGUAUAGUGGACCCUGCUGACGGCAAGCAGUAAAAGCUGUGUUCAUUCGCUAUUUUCACUUAAUCAGAAUGCAUGCUGUAUAAUGCAUAUAAAUAAGAUGGAAAUGCACAUUCAUUUCCAGCUAAAUUGUUUCACAUAGGGACAUUAUCUGUAAUUGGCUAAAAAAAGAGCUAUUUAAAAAAAUGGCUUUUAUUCAAAUGCUAUGUUCUAUUUAUAGCAAGACACAAAAUUCAGACUGCAAGAGUUACUUCUUGAUACUAGAUUUCACACUUGUUAAUCUGAAAUUUUAAAACCCUUAUUUUGU
Messenger RNA from Micropterus salmoides (largemouth bass), 2837 nucleotides. Its product is annotated as brain-enriched guanylate kinase-associated protein. Gene Ontology annotation, cellular component: synapse. The record is from RefSeq and is a predicted model, not a curated record. Lineage: Eukaryota; Metazoa; Chordata; Actinopteri; Centrarchiformes; Centrarchidae.